Aspergillus luchuensis is the source of this 714-nucleotide messenger RNA. RefSeq names its product Kelch repeat-containing protein. The transcript has a single exon. NCBI's taxonomy places the organism in Eukaryota, Fungi, Ascomycota, Eurotiomycetes, Eurotiales, Aspergillaceae. The coding region runs from base 1 to 714 and encodes 237 amino acids. Gene Ontology annotation, biological process: negative regulation of cytokinin-activated signaling pathway; regulation of phenylpropanoid metabolic process. The record is from RefSeq and is a predicted model, not a curated record. Gene Ontology annotation, molecular function: protein binding.
AUGCGCUACACUACUACAGUAAUUGCACUGGCUGCCUUUGGCUUGCUUGGUAGUGUUCAUGCACCCCCUUCCCGCAGCUCAGGUCGCUGGGUCAACCUCGCCUCCAUUCCCACUCCCCGUCAAGAGCAUGGGACCGUCGCCAUCGGCAACUCAACUAUUGCCAUCGUUGGUGGCAUCGCUCCUCGAGACAACGGUACCACCGCAGUCAUCACAGACCUAGUUCAGCUCUACGAUAUUACCUCCAAUACCUGGCGCACUGGAUCUGCGUCACCAUUUAAGGUCAACCACCCCAACCUUGCCUCCGUGGACCCGAACAAGCUCUACCUGCUAGGCGGUCUGACCGACGUACCACCUCCAAAAGGUCAGCCCCUAGGUAUGAACUGGAUUGCCUCCAAGGACUGCUACGUUUAUGACGCUGCAACUGAUACGUGGGCCGAAAUUGCCUCCAUGCCCAACGGCACAGAAAGGGGCAGUUCCGUCGUCGGUGUUCAUAACGAGAUGAUAUAUCUAGCCAGAGGAAUGACUGUCCUCCAGACUGAAUACCAAGACGCCAUCAAUUCAGUCAUCUCAUUCAGAACCACCUCUGGCCUCUGGCAGAGACUUGAGUCCGCUGCGGCUGAACUGCCAGCAAGCCGUCAGCACGCUACUGGAUUGGUCAUUGGAGACACUUUCUAUGUUAUCGGUGGACGCCGAUACGGCCAGAUGUAUCAUUGA